This is a messenger RNA of Gossypium arboreum, 2887 nucleotides long. Its product is annotated as cation/H(+) antiporter 19-like. The transcript has 3 exons. Gene Ontology annotation, cellular component: endomembrane system; membrane. The record is from RefSeq and is a predicted model, not a curated record. Gene Ontology annotation, biological process: regulation of pH; proton transmembrane transport. Lineage: Eukaryota; Viridiplantae; Streptophyta; Magnoliopsida; Malvales; Malvaceae. The coding region runs from base 184 to 2577 and encodes 797 amino acids. Gene Ontology annotation, molecular function: antiporter activity.
AGCCGUUUAAAACAAGUAGAGAUUUGUAUUUGCAGUUCGAUUCCGUUGGCCAAGAAAGAUUUAAAAUCCUCAUGCAUCUAAGCCUAGUAAGUGAAAGAACUAAGUAGAGGCGUAGGCCUUUGAGUUUCAUUCAUAGUUGUCUUUGCUCCUUGUUAGAGGAAUUGUUAUUUGUAUGGUUCAAAAAUGGCUACCAACGCUGCCCCAAUUGCCCCUGUGUGCUCGGCACCGAUGAAGGCAACGUCCAAUGGAGCUUUUCAGAAGGAAAACCCACUCGAUUUUGCUCUCCCAUUGCUCAUUGUUCAGAUAAUUUUGGUGGUCAGUUUUACCAGACUCCUUGCUUUCCUUCUUCGACCUUUAAGGCAACCUAGAGUCAUUGCAGAGAUCAUCGGAGGAAUUUUGCUUGGUCCUUCAGCCUUGGGAAGACACCAGAAGUUUUUGGACAUAAUUUUCCCCAAGAAAAGCAUGGCGGUGUUGGACACCUUAGCCAACAUUGGGCUGCUUUACUUCUUGUUUUUGGUGGGACUCGAACUCGACAUUCGAGCAAUUCGUCGCACAGGCACCAAUUCCUUAAUAAUAGCCGUUGCAGGGAUCAGUCUUCCAUUUAUUUUAGGCAUUGGUGCAUCGGUUGUUCUUCGUUCCACCGUGAACAAAGGAGUUAGCAACAUAGUUUUCCUUGUUUUCAUGGGGGUUGCUCUCUCUAUAACGGCCUUUCCGGUCCUCGCUCGUAUUCUUGCCGAACUCAAGCUUCUAACAACUGAUGUGGGGCGGAUUGCAAUGUCCGCAGCAGCUGUCAAUGACGUCGUUGCCUGGAUACUUCUUGCACUCGCUAUUGCACUCUCGGGAUCCGAUAGCUCUUAUCUUGUCUCCGUAUGGGUGCUGCUUUGUGGAACAGCUUUCAUUGUGUUUUCCAUUUUUGUAUUGAAACCGAUACUUUCAGUGAUGGCUAGGCGAUCCCCCGAGGGCGAGCCAGUGAAGGAGCUGUACAUUUGUAUUACACUAUCAAUAGUACUGGCUGCAGGUUUAAUCACGGAUAUAAUAGGCAUUCAUGCACUCUUUGGGGCUUUUGUGGUCGGCAUAAUAAUACCGAAAGACGGUCCUUUUGCUGGCGUGUUGAUAGAAAAGAUCGAAGAUCUAGUUUCGGGGCUUUUCUUGCCUCUUUACUUUGCAUCUAGUGGGUUGAAAACCAAUGUUGCAACUAUAGAAGGUGCCCAAUCAUGGGGUUUGCUAGUGCUUGUUAUAUUCACUGCUUGUUUCGGGAAGAUUGUUGGCACGGUUGUUUUAGCAAUGCUGUUCAAGGUACCUUUCAUCGAAGCUUUGGCACUUGGAGUCCUCAUGAACACUAAAGGCCUGGUGGAACUCAUUGUUCUCAAUAUCGGCAAGGACCGCAAGGUGCUAAACGACCAAACUUUCGCUAUCUUAGUUCUAAUGGCAUUAUUUACAACCUUCAUCACAACACCGAUUGUGAUGGCGGUAUACAAGCCUGCUAGAAAGGGAAAGCCCUACAAAAAUCGAAGGAUUCAGCGACAAGACCUCGAUAGCGAACUUCGAGUCCUGGCAUGUUUCCAUAGUACUCGUAACAUCCCAACGCUGAUCAAUCUGAUUGAAUCCUCUCGAGGGACGAGGAAGAAGGGACAACUCUGCAUAUACGCUAUGCAUCUUAUGGAACUCUCUGAACGAUCAUCGGCCAUUUCAAUGAUCCACAAGGCGCGCAAAAAUGGACUACCCUUUUGGAACAAGAAACCUGGGGAUCAAAAUCAAAUGGUGAUUGCAUUCGAGGCCUAUCAGCAGCUAAGAAGCGUCGUUAUCCGCCCGAUGACUGCAAUCUCACCAUUGAAUAGCAUACAUGAGGAUAUUUGCACCAGUGCGGACCGAAAACGAGCUGCCUUGAUUAUCAUACCAUUCCAUAAGCACCAAAGAGUAGAUGGAACAAUGGAAUCUUUAGGACACUCAUUCCAUCUAGUCAACCAACGCGUCCUCCGACAUGCCCCUUGCUCGGUCGGAAUCCUUGUAGACCGUGGCCUGGGUGGCACCACCCAAGUCGUCGCCAGUGAAGUGUCAUACUCAGUGGUGGUUCCUUUCUUCGGCGGCCAAGAUGAUCGUGAAGCACUUGCUUAUGGAAUGAGGAUGGCUGAGCAUCCAGGAAUCAAGCUCACCCUUAUUAAAUUUACACCCAAACCUGAAACGGCACUUAAUCCUCCCAAGGCUGAUGUGGGAGCUGAAUCCAAGAAAGACAACGACAUUUUCUCGGAGUUCCUUAAUUUAAGCAAAAGCAGUGAGUCUGUAAAACAUGAAGCGAUAGCAAUGGGAAGCAGAGAAGACGUAAUCGCAGCUUUGAGAUCAAUGAGCAACUCUACACUGUUUUUGGUAGGAAGAACGUCUCCGGCAAUGCCUUUGUCGGACAGGAGUUCGGAUUGUCCUGAACUAGGUCAUGUCGGGAGCUAUUUAGCCUCAUCGGAUUUCUCCACUACUUCAUCCAUUUUGGUUAUCCAACAAUAUGACCCUUCCAUAAACGCCAUGGAAAAGCCUCUCGAUGACAUCAAUGAGGCUUCAAAUAAAACAGUGUCAAAUGGUGUAUGAGAGAUUCAAGCUCCAAUUCCUUUGAUAGAUUCCUUCCUCGAUGGUGAAAAAUAAAUCUUAGGGAGAGAGAAAAGGUCAACUAUACGUUCAGUUACAUUGGCUCUUCAAUAAUGGUUGUUAUGAUUGUAUCCGGCAGGCUACGAUUAUGUGUCCCACAUUUUAUUAGGAAUACUUUGUCAUAAAACUGCACUCGAUCAUUGCGAUUAUUGUGGUUGUAAAAUGAAUAGUAAAAGGACAAAAGAUAAAACAAUAAUUUAUCGACAUUAUUUUGGUACAUCAAAUAAAUUUUUUUUUUAACAUUUGUUUAUGA